Phytophthora sojae is the source of this 2487-nucleotide messenger RNA. RefSeq lists its product as hypothetical. The coding region runs from base 1 to 2487 and encodes 828 amino acids. Gene Ontology annotation, molecular function: molybdenum ion binding; nitrate reductase (NADPH) activity; heme binding. Gene Ontology annotation, biological process: nitric oxide biosynthetic process; nitrate assimilation. The record is from RefSeq and is a predicted model, not a curated record. NCBI's taxonomy places the organism in Eukaryota, Oomycota, Peronosporomycetes, Peronosporales, Peronosporaceae. The transcript has a single exon.
AUGGCGCAGAUUGACCCAAGAGAUGUUGGAACCCCCGACGAAUGGGUCCCGCGCCACCCGGAGCUGAUCCGACUGACGGGGCGACAUCCGUUCAACUGCGAGCCCCCGCUCAAGUACACGAGCACCUUCAUCACGCCCAUGGCGCUGCACUACGUUCGCAACCACGGCCCCGUGCCGAAGCUCAAGUGGGAUACCCACACGUUCUCCAUCGACGGACUUGUCAAGGAGCCGCGCACUUUCGGCAUGGACGAGCUCGUCUCCACCUUCUCAACGGAGACGGUAACGUUCCCGGUGCUGCUCGUGUGCGCCGGCAAUCGACGCAAGGAGCAGAACAUGAUCAAGAAGACGAUCGGGUUCAGUUGGGGCGCUGCUGGCUGCUCCACCGCCGAGUGGACGGGGGUCCCUCUUCACGUGCUGCUCACAGCUUGCGGCGUCGACCGAGAGAAGGCUCAGUGGGUCUGGUUCGAAAGCACUGAGGACUUGCCGCACGACAAGUACGGCACCUGCAUCCGAGCUAGUACCGCACUCGACCCGUCCUGUGACGUGCUGGUUGCGUGGAAAGCCAACGGCGAGCUGCUAACUCCCGACCACGGAUUCCCUGUGCGUCUCAUUAUUCCAGGUCACAUCGGUGGGCGGAUGGUCAAGUGGCUGGCGCGGAUUCACGUGAGCGACCGCGAGUCCAGCAACCACCACCACAUCAUGGACAACCGAGUGUUGCCUUCGCAUCUUACAGCAGAGACUGCAACUGCAGAGGGCUGGUGGGCCAAGUCGCCUUACGCCAUCAUGGAGCUCAAUAUCAAUGCUGCGAUAAUUGAGCCAAACCACGACGACCUCUUGGCUCUAAGCGAAGACGGUGCGGUCAAUGACAUCGAGACGUUCACGAUCAAGGGGUACGCGUACUCGGGGGGUGGUCGACGAGUCAUCCGUGUGGAGGUGACUCUGGACGACGGCGCGACGUGGCAGCUAGCUCGCAUUAUAUACCACGAGAAGCCAAACGCAUACGGGAAGAUGUGGUGCUGGGUGCAUUACGAGCUGGUUGUCCCAGUAGGCAGCCUGCUCCGAGCUAGAGAGAUUUCCGUUCGAGCCUGGGAUAGCUCAAUGAACCUCAUGCCCGAGUUCCCAACGUGGAAUGUCAUGGGCAUGAUGAACAACCCCUGGUAUCGUGUCAAGAUCCACCACGAAGAAGACACCAACCAGCUACGAUUCGAGCAUCCUACCCAGGCCGGUAACCAGAAGGGAGGAUGGAUGACCAAGGAGCGAAUCAUGACAAACAAUGACGAAGAGCCCAUUCGUGGCAAGAAGCUGCUGGUGGAGUCUGCUGGAGAUGCAAACAGUGCUGUGACGCCAAAGCCUGGUCUAACUCCCGACGAGCUGAGCGGGCUGCCUCUUAUCUCUGCUGACGAAGUAGCCAAGCACAACACCAAGGAGAGCUGCUGGUUUAUCUGCCGCGGCCUCGUGUACGACGCUACGCCGUUCCUCGACGAGCACCCUGGUGGCGCCACGAGCAUCUUACUGUGCGGCGGUACCGAUUGCACCGACGAGUUCGAGAGCAUUCACUCCACCAAGGCCUGGCAGAUGCUCAAGAAGUACUGCAUCGGUCGUUGCCCAAGUGCAGGCGACGACUCUGGCGCCAGCGAUACGGCAUCGUCUUCGGCCGACCACGAAGAAACGGACGUCGCUCUUAAGGGCGCUACGAAGGUGCCUAUUGUGCUGAUCUCGAGAGAGGUGGUCAGCCAUGACGCUCGCAUCUUCAAGUUCGCUUUGCCGGCCAAAGACCUACGACUGGGUCUUCCAGUCGGCAAUCACGUCUUCUUGUAUGCCAAGAUCAACGGCAAGACGGUUGUGCGUGCGUACACGCCCAUUUCAUCGGAGAGCGACGACCGGGGAUUUGUGUCCUUCCUCAUCAAGGUUUACUUCGCGGGUGAGAACCCGGUGCAUCCAGAAGGAGGACUCUUUUCGCAGUAUCUCGACGGCUUGCAUCUCGGCCAGCAGAUUCAGAUCAAGGGGCCGCUAGGACACUUCACCUAUCACGGAGAGGGCAACUUCUCUCUCGAGUCGACCAACUUCCACGCCCGCAAGUUCGGAUUCAUCGCCGGUGGCACUGGUAUCACGCCCGUCUAUCAGGCCAUGCGUGCCAUCCUCGAGAACCCGAGCGACAACACCAAGGUCGCGCUGAUCUAUUGCGUACGUUUAGAGCGUGACCUGCUGCUGCGAAAAGAGCUCGAGGCACUGCAAAAGCUGCGGCCAGGUCAAUGCCGGAUCUUCUACACGCUGUCUGACCUGGAAGGCUUGGACAGGAGCGACCCAAGUGUCCGAAAGUGGGCAUACGGCAAAAGCCGACUCACUUUCGCCAUGGUGCAGAACAUCAUUGGCUCGGACGCUGAUCAUGUCGGCAUGUGUGGACCCGAGGGCAUGAUCGAGUACGCCUGCAAGCCGGCACUAUCCAAGCUAAACUACGACUUGAAGACGCAGAUCACCGUCUUUUAG